AUGCUAGCGAGUGGGGUUCGCCUCAGUCCCGGGCCUGGCCGUGCUGUGGAAGUGGCGGCAGGUUCGAUUCCCGGUGGUGGGUCCGGCGCUGCUUCCGUCGCCGGUUAUAGUAGCAGCGGCAACAGCAGUAGCAGCAACAACAGUGAGACCGUCGCGUCGCUGCCGGGAAAGAUGAGCCUUUCUCCGAAGGAGCUGACGAGCCUGCUGAGCAUCGUGUCUGAAGAGGCCGGGGGCAGCACUUUCGAGGGCCUCUCAACCGCCUUCCACCACUACUUCGGAAAGGCCGAGCAUUUCCGCGUAGGCUCCGUCCUGGUGUUGCUGCUGCAGCAGCCGGAUCUGCUGCCCACGGCGCCGCAGCGCCUGACUGCCCUCUACCUACUCUGGGAGAUGUACCGUACCGAGCCGCUCGCUGCCAACCCCUUCGCCGCCAUCUUCGCCCACCUCUUGAAUCCGGCGCCCCCCGAGCGCGCCCCCGCCGGCUCGGGGCCCGGAGCGGCAGGGAGCGGCGGCGGGGGGGACGACAACGAAAAGCCGCCGCUCUCAGGCUUUUUGCCCGCAAUUACUCCACCAGAACGAUUCUUUCUUUCCCAGUUGAUGUUGGCCCCUCCUAGAGAACUCUUCAAAAAGACUCCAAGACAGAUUGUAUCGAUGGAUGUAGGAAAUAUGGGCCAAUCUGUGGAUAUAAGCGGUCUUCAGUUAGCAUUAGCAGAACGUCAGUCUGAGCUGCCAACACAAAGUAAAGCUAGCUUUCCUAGCAUUCUCAGUGAUCCUGAUCCAGAUUCUUCAAAUUCUGGUUUUGACAGCUCUGUUGCAUCCCAGAUUACUGAAGCCUUAGUGAGUGGACCAAAACCACCUAUUGAAAGUCAUUUUCGACCAGAAUUCAUCCGCCCACCACCUCCACUCCAUAUAUGUGAAGAUGAGUUAGCUUGGUUAAAUCCAAUAGAGCCAGAUCAUACAAUUCAGUGGGAUAAGUCAAUGUGUAUUAAAAAUAGUGCUGGAGUGGAAAUCAAACGAAUCAUGGCCAAAGCAUUCAAAAGUCCUUUGUCAUCACAGCAACAAACACAGCUUCUUGGAGAAUUGGAGAAAGAUCCUAAGCUUGUUUACCAUAUUGGCCUCACUCCUGCCAAAUUGCCUGAUCUGGUGGAAAACAAUCCUUUAGUAGCUAUAGAAAUGCUGCUUAAAUUAAUGCAAUCAAGUCAGAUAACUGAAUACUUUUCAGUAUUAGUCAACAUGGACAUGUCUCUACAUUCAAUGGAAGUUGUAAAUCGGCUCACUACAGCAGUUGAUCUUCCUCCAGAAUUUAUUCAUCUUUAUAUAUCUAAUUGUAUUUCUACUUGUGAACAAAUUAAGGAUAAGUAUAUGCAGAAUCGGCUGGUACGUCUUGUUUGUGUAUUCCUUCAAUCCUUGAUUCGAAACAAAAUAAUUAAUGUACAGGACUUAUUUAUAGAGGUGCAAGCCUUUUGUAUUGAAUUCAGCCGGAUAAGAGAAGCAGCUGGACUUUUUCGAUUGCUGAAGACACUAGACACUGGUGAAAAUCCUUCAGAAACAAAGACUUCUAAAUAAGACUGAUUUGGAACUUUUUUUUACUUGAUUAGUGUGGAAAAAAUUCUGUAUAGUUUUUUGUUGCUUGCAAUUAAAAUGUUUGUGCUUUAUUAAAUUGAAGUUUUUGUUGAUGACUUGAACUAAUUUAAACUUUAAGCAAAUUAACCUGAUGUUAAACCUGAAACUCUAAAUGGGUGCCAACCUACCUAGCAAAGUAUUCCAUGCUCAUCUGUGUCCCAGAUGAUUUUAAAUCAAGUUUAAACAAAAAUAGAAAAACUUGGGAGCUUACAUAUCACCCACUAAAAAUGAUAAACAAGACCCAAAAAUCAUUCUUGCAAAGGGAACAGGCU
Molecule: messenger RNA, 1892 nt
Organism: Notechis scutatus (mainland tiger snake)
Lineage: Eukaryota; Metazoa; Chordata; Lepidosauria; Squamata; Elapidae
Gene: CNOT11
Product: CCR4-NOT transcription complex subunit 11
Cellular component (GO): CCR4-NOT complex
Source: RefSeq, a predicted model, not a curated record